This is a messenger RNA of Hydractinia symbiolongicarpus, 2105 nucleotides long. Its product is annotated as tyrosine-protein phosphatase non-receptor type 11-like. NCBI's taxonomy places the organism in Eukaryota, Metazoa, Cnidaria, Hydrozoa, Anthoathecata, Hydractiniidae. The transcript has 18 exons. Gene Ontology annotation, biological process: protein dephosphorylation. Gene Ontology annotation, molecular function: protein tyrosine phosphatase activity. The record is from RefSeq and is a predicted model, not a curated record. The coding region runs from base 80 to 2002 and encodes 640 amino acids.
CUGAGUUUAAGGAAAACUAUUACAAUUUCAUAUUAGUGUAUUUGUUGGACAAUAUGGCUGAAAUAUAAAGUUGAUCAAGAUGACAUCCAGAAGAUGGUUUCAUCAAAACAUAACAGGGCAGGAAGCUGAGCAACUGCUUAUGGAAAGAGGAAGAGAUGGUAGUUUUCUAUGCAGACCUAGCUCAACAAACAAAAAUGAUUUUACACUUUCUGUGAGACGAAACAACAGUGUAACUCACAUAAAAAUACAAAACCAUGGAGAUUAUUAUGAUUUGCCUGGUGGUGAGCCUUUCUCUACAUUAUCAGAGCUUAUCCAAUAUUACAUGGAAAGAGAGCUGCGAGAAAAAAACGGAGAGCUUAUAGAACUUUUAUAUCCACUGAACUGUAAAGACCCUACAUCUGAAAGAUGGUUUCACGGUCAUAUGUCAAGUAAGGUUGCAGAAAGAUUAAUGCUUGAUAAAGGCAAGAAUGGCAGUUAUUUAGUCAGAGAAAGUGUAAGCAAGCCUGGCGAUUACGUUUUGACUAUCAAAUCUGAUGAAACUGUCUUGCAUGUCAUGAUUUAUAAUGUUGACGGCAAGUAUGAUAUUGGUGGAGGACCGGUAUUCGAAACCAUCACUGACUUAGUUGACUAUUAUCGGCAAAAUCCUAUGGUAGAAAAAAAUGGUGGCACUGUAGUGCACUUAAAACAGCCUUUUAAUGCAACUAAAAUAACAGCAUCGUCUAUUGGUGACCGGGUUGUUGAAUUGCAAAGGGAGACUCCAUUAGUACCAAACAAAGAUGGAUUCUGGGAAGAAUUUGAGCAACUACAACAACAAGAAUGUAAACAUCGGUAUAGUAGAAAAGUGGGACUGUCCUCAGAAAACAAAAUUAAAAACAGAUUUAAAAAUAUUGUUCCGUUCGAUCAUACAAGAGUUGAAUUGUUGGAUGGAGAUCCUGAUGAUCCUACGCAGGACUAUAUCAAUGCCUCCUACGUCAAAGGGGAGAGUGAUCAUGAAUAUAUUGCAACACAAGGUCCACUGGCAGAAACAAUACAUGAUUUUUGGAGGAUGGUGUAUCAGGAAAAUAGUUGUGUGAUUUUGAUGAUAACUCGGGAAGUAGAACGUGGAAAGAGCCGGUGUGCAAAAUAUUGGCCAGAUGUCGAUUUAUCUAUGGAGGUCGAAAACUUCACUAUAUUCAAUAGUAAGGAGACUGAAACGCAAGAGUUCAUUUACAGAGAAUUAAAGUUAACGAAUGGAGACGAGCCAGAAGAAGGAGAACAUACCAUAUAUCAUUACCAGUAUAUUGGAUGGCCUGAACAUGGUACACCAUCAAAUGUAGGCUCUGUAAUUGGCAUUUUGCAUGAUAUUAAUCUGAAACAAAAGUCGAACAACUACCCUGGUCCCAUAGUUGCUCAUUGCAGCUCUGGUAUUGGAAGGACGGCUGCUUUUCUGGUGAUUGAUAUUUUGGUAAAGAUUCUACAAAAACAAGGUCUUGACUGUGAGAUUGAUGUGCAGAAAACUGUACAGCAUGUCCGCACACAAAGAGCAGGAAUGGUGCAACUUGAGGCCCAAUACAAAUUUAUUUAUCUGGCCAUAGCGCAUUAUGUAGAGAUGGAGCACAACUUUCGCAGCAUGUCACCUCCUGCAGAUGUUAAAAUGCGCUGUAGCACAUCAAAAAGAACGCCUGAUACGCCCAGUGAAAGGCGGCAACGACCACCACCUUUGCAAAUGUCAUCGUCUGAUACUCCACCACCAAUAGUUCACAGAGUGCCACCUAAACCACCAGUGAUAGCUGUAAAUGGAGAACUUCCUCCAGCAAUUCCGCAUCGAAAACCAGCUUCUGGUUUACCAAUGACAAAUCUGUUGGGACGUCCACCACCCAAAGAGGCAAGUAACAUGUUUGUUCGUUUAGAGCCUGGAUCUCCUGUAAUACACGCGUCUCUUUUGUCUUGGAAGAACCGAACACACCGCCGCCAAUUCCUACUCGAAAAAAAUGAUGGAGAUAAAAUACUUUUAUGUAAUUGAUCUUAUGGGGAUAUAUGGAAGAAAUUAUGCUAAUGCGAAUUAUAUUUUUGUACAAACUCUCAAUUGUAAAUAAUUUUUUUUUAAAAAACUUUUUAUUUUAUAA